Molecule: messenger RNA, 618 nt
Organism: Cooperia oncophora
Lineage: Eukaryota; Metazoa; Nematoda; Chromadorea; Rhabditida; Trichostrongylidae
Source: the annotation of a GenBank genome assembly
AUGAAGGCUGCUCUUUUCCUGCUCCUCAUUGGUGUGACUGUGACAGUGUUGUGCCGUAAAAAGCACCACCACCAUCAUCCCGUAUGUCACACGCCUCCACCAAAGCCGACAUUCCUAAAAAAUGUUGGUUGCAAAGCUCGCGCAGAGUAUUACGACAUCAUGUUCAAAUGGGACGAAAAAAUCGGCAAAAUUGAAGAAGAAAUUGCUCAAUGGGCAAAAAAGUAUCAAGUUGUGGAACAACUCGAGAAGUUCAACAAUAGGACAGAGAAAUUCCGAGAAGAAUUGAAACACAAUGUCACAACUCUUGUGGCCGAGCUCCCGAAAGCUGUUGAGAAAUUUCUGAAUAUAACCCAGAACAAGAAUGUGACGCGCAAGGAAAUGACGAGGCAGCUCCGCGAUAUGGAAAAGGAAAAUUUCGAGCUGUUUGGUGUGGUGAAGUCAGCUUUCCUGGCGUUCAAACCGCACCACUGUCCUCAUCAUCACGAUUCUAUCAGCUCCGAAGAAAUUGUCGACAACUUCGUGGAUGAUUCCCAAGAUGACGAAGGUCCUGAGGAAGAUUUUGAUCCUGUCAAAGAGCUGAAAAUAAUGAAAGGAUCGAGCAUUUUCGACAUGUUUUAA